This is a messenger RNA of Paramecium primaurelia, 1611 nucleotides long. Lineage: Eukaryota; Ciliophora; Oligohymenophorea; Peniculida; Parameciidae. The record is from the annotation of a GenBank genome assembly.
AUGCUUUAAAAUCAAAACUCAAAACAAGUAGUAUUAAUUGGGUAUAUUGGCCAUGGUAAAACAACUCUUUUUAAUAAAAUUUGUUAGAAAAAAUAACCUGCAUAAUUUGGUGGACCAUCUGUUACUAGAGAAUCAGUUCUUAGUUAAAGCGCUUAUGGAGAAGGUUUUAAUUUGAUUGAUACUCCUGGUUUAGGGACUGAUAUAGAUAAAUUGGCUCAUGUAAUUUGUAUUGGUACAGCUCUAACCUUUGGAUAAGUUCAUCAAAUUUUAAUAGUUGUUUAGUUAGAAAGGCUAGCAGCUAUGAAAGAGAAGCUAAGACCAAUGAUAUAAUAGUAAUUUAAAAGAUUCAAAGAUAUCAUCACAGUUGUUGUUACUCAUUGGGAUAAAGCAGAAGAACCAGAAAAAAGAAAAUAAGAAUUAACUGAUUUAAUUAAAGGGUAUAAUGUUAAGUCUAUGAUUUUCGUAUCAAAAGAAACAUCUGGAAAAGAUUUAUGUUAAAUGAUUGAGGUUAUUCUAUAGAAAUGUGAUUAACAAGGAAAAAUUUGUUAACUAUCAUAAGCUGAGAUAUAAUCUCAUUUUGAUAUUAUUGAUUUAACAGAUGAUGUCAUUGAUUAACUCAAUAACGCUAAGGGUUAAGUUAGUGUCGAAUUUGAUAAAAUUGCAAAAACAAUUAAACGUUUUAUUAAAAACUUUUCAGAUACUGAUCCAACAAUGCCUGAAGUUAUGCAUUAAUUAACACUAGCUAUAAAAGAUUAUGCUGAUCAAACAAUUUUAAAAUUUGAAAAAGAUAAUAUGGAUCUAUUUAAUGAUUUAUAUUCAAAAUUAGAGGAUGAUAAAUUAGUUUAUUUAAUAGAUGCUUAAUUAAAAUAAGAAUUAGUAUUGUAAGUAAAUGGGUUGAUUUCUCUUGCUUAAGAAAAGAUGAAACUUUCCAAAUAGCAAUGUUUUAAUUAUAUAAAAAAGUGUCCCCAUUGUGGAGAGAUUUGGAUAAAAGUCUUUGGAUGCGAAGAUCAAACAUUUUGUGGAUAAUUACCUGAAAUUGAAGAUGAUCAUUUCAAAUAAUCAAAGAUUCCCAGAAGAUUUCAAUUUUAAUUUUAAGAAUCUGGAGUCAUUUAUAAUGAUUUGAAAAUUUAAUUUUCAAAAUUAGAUAAAAGUGUACAAUCUUAGAAUUAACUUGAUGUUUUGCGAAUUACUUUCUUAGAAAUGUAAAGAGAAUAAAUGCAAUUUUUUGAAAUGUAAAGGCAAUAUAUUAACAAUCCUUAACAAAAUGAAAGGAGACCUAUUAGCAAUCGAUCAGAAUAUUUAACACCAGGAAAUAUACAACCAAGACCUAUACCACCUAGAGAUAUAUCACAAAUUUUAAUAAAUAAUUUUGAAUUCUUACUUUAGGACCUUUCAAUUUUUGAAAGAAAGGGUAAGAUUGGUUGUGGUAAAUCAUUUAUAUGGCGUGAAUUAAAACCUCUAUCCUAAGAAUAGUUAAAGGAAUUAUUAGAUCCAGGUGUGUUAGAUUAUUUGGCAAAUGUAGUAAAUGAAGAGAAAUAGGCUAAAUAGAUUGAAUUAGCAACAAAAAUUGAAAGUCUAAUGAAAACCAGCAAAGUAGUUAUUCUAGAAUGA